GCGUGUUUCCGGGCGGCGCGGGAGGCUGGAGGCCAGAGGGCUGGCCGUACCGCUGCUGACAUGGAGACUCUGUACCGAGUCCCGUUCUUAGUGCUGGAAUGCCCCAACCUGAAGCUAAAGAAGCCGCCCUGGGUGCACAUGCCGUCGGCCAUGACGGUGUACGCCCUGGUGGUGGUGUCUUACUUCCUCAUUACCGGAGGAAUAAUCUAUGAUGUUAUCGUUGAACCUCCAAGUGUUGGCUCAAUGACUGAUGAACACGGGCAUCAGAGACCAGUAGCUUUCUUGGCUUACAGAGUAAAUGGACAGUAUAUUAUGGAAGGACUUGCAUCUAGCUUUCUGUUUACAAUGGGAGGUUUAGGUUUCAUAAUCCUGGACCGAUCCAAUGCACCAAAUAUUCCCAAACUCAAUAGGUUUCUUCUUCUUUUCAUUGGCUUCGUCUGUGUCCUACUGAGUUUCUUCAUGGCUAGAGUCUUCAUGAGAAUGAAAUUGCCGGGCUACCUGAUGGGCUAGCGUCUCCUGAGAAGAAAGCAGUGGAUCCUGGAUCUGCUCCCGUUAAUAAAGCUUUGAUGGCUGACCCACUCCCUUGUGCAGUGUGGAAAAGAAUGAAGAGCAGCAUAAAAGCAGCAUUGAGUGACACCUUAGCAAACAUAUUAAAGCUAGGACUGGAAUUCAUGGUAUCAGACAAGUUCAUUACAGUAUUUUUCCUGAUGACCUAUUCCAAUGUACCAGCUAUGUUGUGGCAUUUUCUUCUUAGUUUUUUAUUUUUUAAAGUAUACUCCACUUCUAAAACUUUCGUAUUGAAUAAAUGAUUAUUUUUUACAACCCCUCAUCAUUUUUUGGACA
Molecule: messenger RNA, 843 nt
Organism: Acomys russatus (golden spiny mouse)
Lineage: Eukaryota; Metazoa; Chordata; Mammalia; Rodentia; Muridae
Gene: Ostc
Product: oligosaccharyltransferase complex non-catalytic subunit
Exons: 4
Coding region: 61-510 (149 amino acids)
Cellular component (GO): oligosaccharyltransferase complex
Source: RefSeq, a predicted model, not a curated record